AUGCUGUUCAUGUUAGCGGUUUUUGGCUGCGCGAUGGGGCAGUGGAAUGGGUCGGUCUUUGGCCGGGACAUCGAGCUAAUAGCGCAUUUUCCAUGGCUAAUCCUCUAUCGUAAUUUUACGCUACAGAUAACAGCCCGGGUGACGGCUCUCCUUGGGGAGAAGGAGGUCGUGGUGGAUGGGGUGAAGGCAGAGGCCGAGGAGGCGGUCCAGAAUUCGGGCCGGGACCCGGUGGUCGACACGGACAUCAUGGCCCUGGAGGAGGUGGUCCUGGCGGAUGGGAUCGCGGAGGCUGGGGCGGUGGCCCACCCGAAUUCGGUGAUGGUGGUGGUUUUCGAGGUCCCGGAGGGCAAGGUGGACCUGGUGGAUGGAAUCGUGGGGGUCCAGGAGGCGGUCCAGGAGGGCGUCAUGGUCACCAACCUGGAGACCCCGGCGCGGGCGGAGAUGGGCCCAAACCGGGGUCGAGGACCGAAUCAAGCGAAUAAUGGAAUGCUAGGCGGCUUGCUUGGCUCAUUGGGGAUGGGUGGAAAUGGGAAAGCGCCAAAUGGGCACAAUCAGCAUCACACGCCGGGAGGACCCGGUGGUGCUCAUGGUGGCGGAGACGAGGCGGACUACCGACAUGCGCGCAUUUCCCGAGUGUUGGCGCUGAAACAAAUCUCCUCGCAUCUUGCCAUCUUUGGUGACGCAGAUACACUGGUGAGG
This is a messenger RNA of Mesorhabditis spiculigera, 699 nucleotides long. The record is from the annotation of a GenBank genome assembly. Lineage: Eukaryota; Metazoa; Nematoda; Chromadorea; Rhabditida; Rhabditidae.